Melospiza melodia melodia is the source of this 4846-nucleotide messenger RNA. It is a transcript of the gene TSHZ3, whose product is annotated as teashirt zinc finger homeobox 3. The record is from RefSeq and is a predicted model, not a curated record. NCBI's taxonomy places the organism in Eukaryota, Metazoa, Chordata, Aves, Passeriformes, Passerellidae. Gene Ontology annotation, biological process: regulation of transcription by RNA polymerase II. The transcript has 2 exons. The coding region runs from base 11 to 3250 and encodes 1079 amino acids. Gene Ontology annotation, molecular function: DNA binding; DNA-binding transcription factor activity, RNA polymerase II-specific. Gene Ontology annotation, cellular component: nucleus.
GGAGCCCAGCAUGCCGAGGAGGAAGCAGCAAGCGCCCCGGCGCGCAGCAGCCUAUGUUUCAGACGAACUAAAAGCAGCAGCGCUGGUGGAAGAAGAUGUGGAACCUGAUGAAAAUGCAGUUGACGGGGAGCCUUCAGCAAAAUAUGCAUGUCCAGAAAAAGACUUCAGUAAGAACUGCCAAAGCUACCAAAACUCUCCAGCAGCUGAGUUCUCUAGCCAUGAAAUGGACAGUGAGUCCCACAUCAGUGAGACGAGUGACCGCAUGGCAGACUUUGAGAGCAGCUCCAUCAAAAAUGAGGAGGAGAGCAAGGAGGUUUCCAUACCGCUGGAAGACUCCACGGUGUCUGAUAGUUUGGAGCAAAUGAAGGCCGUGUAUAAUAACUUCCUCUCCAAUUCCUACUGGUCCAAUCUCAAUCUGAACCUUCACCAGCCAAUUUCUGAAAAGAACAACGGUAGCAGCAGCAGUAGCAGCAGCAGCAGCAGCAGCUGUGGGAGCGGCAGCUUUGACUGGCACCAGACUGCCAUGGCCAAAACACUGCAGCAGGUUUCUCAGAGCAGAAUUCUGCCAGAACCGAGCCUUUUUAGCACAGUCCAGCUGUACAGACAGAGCAGUAAGCUCUAUGGCUCCAUAUUCACUGGAGCCAGUAAAUUCCGCUGUAAAGACUGCAGUGCUGCCUACGAUACUUUAGUAGAGUUAACAGUGCACAUGAAUGAAACGGGACAUUAUCGAGAUGACAACCAUGAAACUGAUAACAAUAACCCCAAAAGAUGGUCCAAACCUCGCAAACGUUCCUUGCUUGAAAUGGAAGGGAAAGAAGACGCCCAGAAAGUGCUAAAGUGUAUGUACUGUGGUCAUUCAUUUGAAUCUCUUCAGGAUUUGAGUGUUCAUAUGAUCAAAACAAAACACUACCAAAAAGUGCCUCUGAAGGAACCUGUUACACCUGUAGCAGCAAAAAUUAUCCCAGCUACUAGGAAGAAAGCAUCACUGGAGCUUGAACUGCCAAGUUCUCCAGACUCCACGGCUGGGACACCAAAAGCCACAAUCUCAGAUAGUAACGAUGCACUCCAAAAGAACUCCAAUCCCUACAUCACGCCAAAUAACCGCUACGGUCACCAGAACGGGGCCAGCUACGCCUGGCACUUUGAGGCGAGGAAAUCUCAAAUUCUGAAGUGCAUGGAGUGUGGAAGCUCACACGACACCCUGCAGGAGCUCACGGCUCACAUGAUGGUGACGGGACAUUUCAUUAAAGUCACUAACUCUGCCAUGAAAAAAGGGAAACCAAUUAUAGAAGCCCCAGCCACACCGACAAUAACGUCCUUAGUAGAUGAGAAGGUCCAGUCUGUGCCACUAGCUGCCACCACCUUUACAUCUCCUUCCAACACACCUUCUAGCGUUUCCCCUAAAUUAAAUGUUGAGAUUAAAAAAGAAGUAGAUAAGGAAAGAGUCAUUGCUGAUGACAAAAUGAAAGAAAAAGAGAAGUCAAGUGAAGAUGAGGAGAAGUAUGAUAUCUCCUCAAAAUACCAUUACUUGACUGAAAAUGACCUAGAAGAGAGCCCUAAGGGGGGAUUAGAUAUAUUGAAGUCUUUAGAAAACACAGUUACAUCAGCUAUAAACAAAGCCCAGAAUGGCACACCGAGCUGGGGUGGCUACCCCAGCAUUCAUGCUGCCUACCAGCUGCCCAAUAUGAUGAAGCUGUCAUUGGGCUCAUCUGGGAAGAGUACUCCCUUAAAACCCAUGUUCGGAAACAAUGAACUAGUGUCACCAACUAAAAACCAGCCCUUAGUGUCUCCACCCAGCAGUCAGACCUCGCCUGUGCCGAAAACAAACUUUCAUGCCAUGGAAGAGUUGGUGAAGAAGGUCACUGAGAAGGUGGCUAAAGUGGAGGAGAAGAUGAAGGAGCCUGAAGGAAAGCUCUCUCCACUGAAGCGUGCGACGCCUUCGCCGUGCAGCAGUGAAGUCAGUGAACCCCUUAAGAUGGAGCCCCCCAGUGAUGGUGGCUUUAAAAGCCAGCAGAACAGCCCAGUUCCUCAGAGAGAUGGUUGCAAAGACAGCCCAACUGUAGAACCUGUGGAAAAUGGGAAAGAGCCUGUGAAAUCCAUUGUAGGCUCUUUAAGUAGCAGCACAGCCAUCAUCACUGACCACCCUCCUGAACAGCCAUUUGUAAAUCCAUUAAGUGCACUACAAUCUGUCAUGAACAUUCACCUUGGCAAGGCAGCAAAGCCAUCUUUGCCCGCUCUGGAUCCAAUGAGCAUGCUUUUUAAAAUGAGCAACAGUUUGGCAGAAAAGGCUGCAGUGGCCACCCCACCUCUACAGUCCAAAAAAUCAGACCACUUAGACCGUUAUUUUUAUCAUGUCAACAAUGACCAACCCAUAGAUUUGACGAAAGGCAAGAGUGACAAAAGCUGCUCUUUGGGUUCAGCGCUUUUGUCAUCCACAUCGACAUCUUCUGCAUCUUCUUCAUCUACAGUGACAACAGCAAAGACAUCUGCAGUCGUGUCAUUCAUGUCAAACUCGCCGCUACGCGAGAAUGCCUUGUCAGAUAUAUCUGAUAUGCUGAAGAACCUGACAGAAAGUCACACAUCAAAAUCUUCCACACCUUCCAGCAUAUCUGAGAAAUCUGACAUUGAUGGUACCACAAUAGAGGAACCAGAAGAGAGUACACCAGCUCAGAAAAGGAAGGGACGUCAGUCUAACUGGAACCCUCAGCACUUGCUCAUAUUGCAGGCCCAGUUUGCAGCCAGCUUACGGCAGACUUCAGAGGGGAAAUACAUCAUGUCAGACUUGAGCCCUCAAGAAAGAAUGCACAUUUCCAGGUUUACGGGACUCUCAAUGACCACAAUUAGCCACUGGCUGGCCAAUGUGAAAUACCAGCUCCGAAGGACGGGGGGAACUAAGUUCCUUAAAAAUUUGGACACUGGGCACCCGGUGUUCUUUUGUAAUGACUGUGCUUCACAGAUCAGAACUCCUUCUACUUAUAUCAGUCAUCUUGAAUCGCAUCUGGGUUUCAGGUUAAGAGACUUGUCCAAACUGUCCAGUGAACAGAUUAACAAUCAGAUAGCACAAGCAAAGUCACCGUCUGAAAAACUGGUGACGUCCUCUCCAGAGGAAGAUAUCGGAACUUCUUAUCAGUGCAAACUUUGUAACAGGACUUUUGCAAGCAAGCAUGCUGUUAAACUUCAUCUUAGUAAAACACAUGGGAAGUCACCAGAGGAUCAUCUUCUGUAUGUUUCGGAGUUAGAGAAGCAGUAGCAUUUGCUUUUGAUUAAAAUAACUGUAAUUUGCUUUGAGGAAAACUGUCAAAGACGCCUUAAAGCUACUGUUUAGUUCUUGGCACAUGUUCUUAUUUUAACUCCAGAGUCGCUCUGGGCUGAACUGUUUUGUAUAACUGUACAGUGUUUAAAUAGAGGUGCAUAAUCAGCUGUUGUUACUGGUAAAAUAUGAAGGUUAAAAUGCAGUGGUAAGUGUUUGGAACUUUGUGUAAAUUGGAUUUAGUUGCUGUGCAUCCCUCUGAUGCAUCAAGCUGCAUGCAUUAACAGACAGUUUAAUUAAGCAUUUAUAACGAAUUCUGGUGCACUUUUUCAUGUGACCUAAGUGUGCUGGUAUUUCUCACCCUAUAAUCUUUAGCCCUCUGAGUACUUUGAAGCACUUUUGCAUUGAUUUGGUAAAAAUGUAAGGAUAUGCUUUUUUUUUAGACCCUUACUAGCUUAGUUCUGAUUACUGAUAUGAACCUCCAUUUAUGCAGAGGUGUCUCACACCUUGAAAUUUAAAAAUAUAAUUUUCACAUUGAAACAUAGAUGUAUAUAUUGUAUAGAUUUCAAAAUCUCUUAUGGAAAAUGUGAUUGUGGUUAAUGCCAUUUUUUUUUUUUCAGCAUUUUUAGCAGCAGCGGGGUUUGUACCUGAUAAGACCCAGGUAUAAACUGUACCUAUAUAUAGUGUAUAUUUCAUUUUUUUUUAGAUCUAAUGGUUUUUCCUUUAACAAUCAAACAUUGUAAAUUAUGUGAUAAAAGAUACCACAGAUAACAUUUAUAAAGUAUUCAGAAACAUUAUUCUUAAAGCAAAGUAUGUUUUGCUUUGUUUUGCUAUACAGUACAUCUAUAUUAAGAGAGGUUCAUGUUUAAAUUAUGCAUAUUUAUUAGUGUUGCAAUCAUUUGUUUGGUUUUUUUGCUUUUGUUUUUGUUCUUUUUUUUUUUUUUAAUUGUCUGAAGAAACAGAAGCCACGGACUGCAUUCCUGGCAUACAUUCUAACUGUUUUGCACAACAUGACUUUUAAAGGUAUUUAUUAGUAAAAAAAAAUAAAAAUAAAAUAAAAAGAGAAAAUUCAAAAUAAACUCAGUGCUCAAAGGGUUAAAUCUAUUUGAAAAACUUGUACUGUAUUUCCUAAACAUUGAUAAAGCCUUUAAAAUGUUUGUACUGUAAUACUUUGCUUAAAAAGUUAUGAGGCAUUCUGUGAUAUAACCUCUUUUACUUAUUUAUAAGCGCUCUUGGUUGUUAUUUCCUAUUGUAGAAUGCCUUUUUAUUUCAAUUGGUAACUUUCUGUUUUGUUCUGCCUAAUUAUUCUCCCAAGAUUCCAUACUGCAGCUUUAUCUUUAGGCAUAUGAAAGGUAACCCGUGGUUACCAGCACACUAAGUGAUUCUGUUCGUCUCCAUUUUUGGCAGUUAAUUUGCAGAAGUAACUGACAGCUGACACCAUAUGAGAAUCUAUGUAUAAAAUAUUGGCAUGUAAACAGCACAGACACUGUAAUGCACUCUGUGCCCUGUUUUGUUGUUGACAAUGAAGCACCAUUAUAUGACUCUUCAUAUAACCUUUUUUUCUACAGCAGCAUUAAAAUUGUCUUUUUGCUAUAA